Molecule: messenger RNA, 424 nt
Organism: Emiliania huxleyi CCMP1516
Lineage: Eukaryota; Haptophyta; Isochrysidales; Noelaerhabdaceae
Exons: 3
Cellular component (GO): cytosol
Molecular function (GO): flavin adenine dinucleotide binding; UDP-galactopyranose mutase activity
Source: RefSeq, a predicted model, not a curated record
CUUCAAGCACUACACCAAGAAGCAGUGGGGCAAGUACCCGGCCGAGCUCGACGCGUCGGUGUUGAUGUGGCUGCCGUGCCGCACGACCACCGACGACCGCUACUUUGGGGACCAGUGGCAGGCGCUGCCUCUGCGCGGCUACACGCGCAUCUUCGAAAACAUGCUGCUGCACGACCCAAACAUCACGCUGCGGGUGGGCGUCGACUACUUCAAGGAGAGGGCGGCGGGCACGCUGCCCGAAUAUGGCAUGCUCGUGGACACGGGCAUGCUUGUGUACACGGGCCCGAUCGACGCAUACUUCGGGGGGCAGGUCAUCUCCCUCGCCGACGAUCCCGUUUUCCGCGUGCGCAAGGUUGCCGCGCUGAAGCUCGGUGGGCUGACCGCCGCGGUUGGGGCGGAGCUCGCGCAGGCGCGGCUGCUGUCC